Microdochium trichocladiopsis is the source of this 1677-nucleotide messenger RNA. Its product is annotated as T5orf172 domain-containing protein. The transcript has a single exon. Bases 83 to 1603 code for a protein of 506 amino acids. Lineage: Eukaryota; Fungi; Ascomycota; Sordariomycetes; Xylariales; Microdochiaceae. The record is from RefSeq and is a predicted model, not a curated record.
CGACGACAGGGUCUACGAGCUCUACGACCAGAUCGUCACGGCGGACGAGCCCCCCAGUCUCGAAGUACUGCAAGAGUUCGCGAUGUGCAACUGCUGCGGCCCGAAACCCGGCGGGGCUCGACACCGCAACCGCAUAGAGGAUGUCGGGGUACGCAAUUUGCUGCUUCCCCUGGCGCGGCGAUGGAAAGAGGAGAUUCGAAAGUAUGACGCAGCCACCAUCGCUUCCCUCCGGGUCAGGACGGCAUCUGCUGCACGGCCACCACUCUCGCGCUUCCGGCCUCAUAUCGAAGAGCCUGGUCAAGACGUCGCGUCCAAGCUGCGCCUCUCUCUGUCGAAAGACAAGGGACUGAGGGAUUUCAGCAGUGGCCACAUCUACAUUUACUCUCGCGACGAGGACCCCGGGUUCGUCAAGAUUGGCUGGACCUCGUUCUCAGUCCGGAGUCGUCUCGAAGAGUGGGCCAGCUGCGGCUAUACACCCAGAUUGAUAUACUCAUCCAGAGAAAUACCAUUUGCCCAACGGGCAGAGACGCUAGUCCACUACGAGCUCAGCCCAGAGUGGCGUGCCGAGCGUGUCUGCCAGGGUUGUCGGCGAAGCCACCGCGAGUGGUUCGAGGUCGAUCAAGCCAGGGCCAUCAGGGUCGUCAAGGACUGGGAGGACUUCAUGACGUUGGAGAAGGUUUACGACGAUAGCGGCCGUCUUGUGGACAGCUGGGUUCGUGUCACGAGGUCACUAGUGAAUGUGGGCAUGGAGAUCACUGCGAGGCGUCUACUAGAGCAUCGCAGAUCUCUGCUUUCCAAAGUAGCUUCGCCGCGUGCGAAAACUCCCAAGCCCGUCGGCAAGGCCUUCAGCUUCACAAACAACUCGCUCGGAAUUCUGGCCGACAUCUCGACGUCGAUUCCGCCUUUUCCACAACGGUACACAUUCCUCCCUGCGGCCAUGGCAUCGGACGAGAAGUCGCCAUCGUCUCCCAUGAUCAACAAGGAAUCACCGUCAGAAACUCCUUCCGCUUCUUCGGCACCGGCGAUAACGUCUCCCUUGCCGGCUGCACCGCUUUCAGAGCAAGGCGAGACUCCCGCACGCGAUGCGACCCCGGCUUUGGCUUCUGCGAGCACCACACAAGUCACUGACCGUCAAAAUCCGCCAACGUUCACCUUUAAACCGGUCGCGCCAGGGGCAAUUCUACCAACUGUGACGCCGGUUCAAGGGCCCUUCGGAACCAAAGCCAGUGCUUUUGAUCCCCAAGCCUUUUCGAAUCUCUUCAAUGCCCUUGGCAAGAUCCAAGAACAACAGUCGCCCAAAGCUCUGACGCCGGUAUCCAACAAGCAAAAUGGCGGCAGUAAUGAACUUGGCCCAAGUGCAGAACCGGCCCCCAGCAAAUCCCCUUCUCGCCCGUCCUCCCGGACCAUGCAGGGCUCCUUGGGAGUGAACGCGCCGGAGAUGUUUGAAUUCUUGCCACGGACGACAAACGAGCAGGUGUCGGCCCCGGAAGCUUUGGAGCCGGAUCUGACUUCGGACUUGAACGCACUUAAGCUGACCGACGAGGAAACAGAAAGUCGUCGUCGUGUGCUUUCGUUCCUGGCAAAUAGUCCUCGACGUCUUUGAAACUGGGACAUCCGAGCAUGGUUCCCAGACUCACCAGGUUAGAAUACAAUCUAAACCAACCUCACAUAGUAAGA